CGGGAGCCAAUGUUGUGGUGACGGGACGUAACGCCGGGCGAGUGUCAGAAGUGGCCAAACAGUGUCUCGACGUAUCGCCCGAUGGCUUGAAAGCGCUGGAAGUGGUGGCAGACGUGACCAGUGAUGAAGACCUUCAGCGACUGGUGGACACAACUAUCACUACUUUCGGCAAAAUAGAUAUUGUGGUCAAUAACGCGGCCAUUGGCUCCCCGUUGAGCUUUGAAGAUAAGGGUUACGCCUCUGGCUUUAUAGAUAUAAUGAAAGCAAACUUGAAUUCCGUUGUCUUCUUAACCCAUAUUUGUGUCAAACAUUUGGAGAAAACUAAAGGAAAUAUCAUUAAUAUUUGUAGCGUUCUUAGAGUUCAAAUAGCGACCAAAUAUGUCGGCAUAUAUUAUGUCGAAGACAGCGCUGGAUAUGUUCACCAAAUGCAUGGCCGCGGAGUUGGGACCCAAAGGUAUACGCGUUAAUAGUGUUGAUCCUGGUGCAAUUAAGACAAAAAUGCCCCAGGCGUUUUACGACAAUUACGCUAAACUGUAUCCGGUCGGCCGAUACGGCGAGGGCUCAGACAUCGCACACGCGGUCUUGUAUUUGGCUUCAGACGAGUCCUCAUUCAUCACCGGUACGGCUCUGGUGGCCGACGGCGGACAUCUGGUCUCGGCUGCCAUUUAA
Medioppia subpectinata is the source of this 669-nucleotide messenger RNA. NCBI's taxonomy places the organism in Eukaryota, Metazoa, Arthropoda, Arachnida, Sarcoptiformes, Oppiidae. The record is from the annotation of a GenBank genome assembly.